CUGCGCGCACCGAGGUUGUAUUUACAUCUGAUUAUGAAUUUUAUGUUAAAAUAUAUACAAUGCAGGUAAAAUGCCGCAUUGCGAUGCACGCGCGAACACACGGAUUACUUUAGUUGCAUUUAGAGUACUGCUUUAAGUUAUAAGAGUGAAAUAAUCGUAAUUUCUUUGGUUUCACUAAUGCGAUUCUUUUGAAGCCAAUAAGUCGUAAUUAAAUCUAAAAUUAGGGCUUGCAUGUAGGUCGCACGAGUUAAAUGUGCCGGAAGUAAUUGCAUUAGCAUAUAUUUAGUAAGUUAUGGCGGUGCAGAAUAAAGUUUUGUACGCUUUUCGAGGUUGGAUUGCAUUUGUUGCCUUUAUGGAUUUGGGCACUGCCGGCAGAUCUUACAUUGAGGGAAGAUCCUUUUUAAAUAAUAACAGUGAUGAGCACUUUGACGGUGACUUCACAAUAUCCCGGAUGCUUGGCAUGUAUUCUGUACUUAAAGCAUUGGCUCUGAUACAUUGUACACUCUACAUACAUUACAGACCAGUGGUGUCGAUGGGCUACUGGUCUCUCACCCUCACCAUAAUACUGUACUUCAGCGAGGCUUUCUACUUCCAUUCAACGGACCUGAACUUCUAUGUCGUCUUCCCAUGCAUACUGAACAUAAUAACACUCUUAGGUCUCAUAUAUCUUCCGGCAAAGUUGAAGCUGUUUGGUCAAAUCCCCGGCACUUCCGGCAUGGACAGGGAAGUUGAAGACGAGAAUACCCAGAUCCUACGCACCAUGGCGAACUAUAGGCGAAGAAAACCGACCCACCACAAGAACAAGCACGUGUGAUACUGUAAGUGCUGCUAGUAUUGAAAAAAAUAAAAACUAUUUUGGUGUUGUCGGAAAGAAUAUAAGGCUGUUUGCGCCUUGAAUAUACUGUGUGUGCUGGCAGUAUUCAUAAAAACAACUGUUCGCUGUUUGCGCCUCGGAUAUACUGUCAGUGUUGGCAGUAUUGAAAAAAUACUGUUUUAGUGUUUCCAGAAGAAAUAUAGGCUGCGUAGUUAGUGAAUUCCUACUUCCACAGAUGUUUUUGAUUUUUAUGUAGUUAAUGGUGUCGAUUCUAGCAUGAUUCUCUAAACCUAAACUUAAAU
This is a messenger RNA of Chilo suppressalis (striped riceborer), 1116 nucleotides long. The record is from the annotation of a GenBank genome assembly. Lineage: Eukaryota; Metazoa; Arthropoda; Insecta; Lepidoptera; Crambidae.